Molecule: messenger RNA, 3225 nt
Organism: Macrosteles quadrilineatus (aster leafhopper)
Lineage: Eukaryota; Metazoa; Arthropoda; Insecta; Hemiptera; Cicadellidae
Exons: 1
Coding region: 1-3225 (1074 amino acids)
Source: RefSeq, a predicted model, not a curated record
AUGUCAAUCCGAAAGUCAGGGAGAGAGAAACACCCUCCAAAUAGAUAUUCCCCAGAAAAUGUAAAUGACAAGAAUGAGGAACCCAUAGAAAGAGAUAGUCAACCUCCAAAACCCCCUUCUAAGUCAAAAACCAAAUCUUCAACUUCCAGCAAGCGCCGGUUAGUUCAACUGCAACUAGAAGAAAUAGAAGAAAUAAACAGGCUUGAGAAAAUACAUGAAGAAAGGGAGUUGCAACGGCUGAAAGAAUUUGAAGAAAAGGAGAUGGAGCGACAGAGACAAGAUAUGGAGCGUCAAAUGCAGGAACAACAAAGGCAAAGAGAGGAGAGGGAAAUGGAACGACAACGUCAAGCUGAAGCAAGAGAACUAGAACGACAGAAGCGUCUGCUGAGAGUAAGGACCGAACUUGAGUCUGCUUCGGUCUUGGGAAGUAGUCAGUCCGCCUCAGUCUUGGGCAGUCGUCAUUUGGAAUUGGAAGAUAAUGAAGACCCUGACAAGGUAAGCUUCAAUAUUGCUACUGUUGAGGAGGACUCUAAUGUCAAAGUCAAUAGGUGGCUGAAUGAGGAACCGUCAGUUCCUUUGACAUCAUCAGCCAUCGUGUCUACGGCUAUUGAUAAACUAGCAGACUCCUUUUCAAAAGCUAUCAAUUUAUCUAACUCCAACCAACCUGUCUCUUGCCGACAGCGUCUUCCAUCCUUCAGCGGGAAACCAGACGAAUGGCCCAUGUUCUAUUCCUGUUACAAUAAGACUAAACACCUUUUUAAUGACGAUGAAAACCUUGACAGAAUAAGAAAUUGUCUGGAGGGAGAUGCCUUUAAAAUGGUAAAACCUCUAUUUAUAUCAGGUAAAAAUUUGAGUACAGUAAUGAAAACUUUACAAAUGCGUUUUGGACGUCCAGAGUUUAUAGUCGAGUCAAUGUUGAAGAAGGCGCGCAUGCUCCAACCAGUCAAGGAGGAUGACGCUGUCAGCCUUAUUGAGUUUUCAACAACUCUUUUAAACCUGACCUCUACCGCAGAGUCGUUGGAUUUGGAAAUGUACCUAAUAAAUCCUCUCUUGUUGAAUGAACUUUUAAGUAAGCUCCCCUAUACCCUGAAGUACAGGUGGGCUGAACAUGUAAAUAGCAUGCAUUUAGAAAAACCUACUGACCUGAAAGUAUUCUGUAACUGGCUUGAAAAUCAGUGUUCCAUUAUGAGUAUUUAUUUUCGUCCACCCGAGGAGACAACGCGGAAGAGAAGUGACCCUAAACCAGUUUUUACUAAUUCGCCCAAUGAAAACGUUUGCAUGUUUUGCUCGGAGAGUCAUGAAACCGAUAAAUGUAAGCUUUUUAGAAAAGCAGAAGUCUCGCAGCGGUGGAAGAUGAUAAUUGAGAAAAAACUGUGUUUCUUUUGCUUCCGUCGUCACCACAUCAAAUUUUGCAAUUUAAAGAAACCUUGUGGAAUCAAUGGGUGCAAACUAUCCCACCAUCGCCUUCUGCAUACUGACAGUGCCACUAAAAAUGCCCAAGAGAUCAGCUGGGACAGAGUACAGAACACUUUCAGGCAGGAAGGUAAAUCAAAAGAAGAAUUUAUAAGCAAUCACUCGGUAAAUAACCGCGUUUUACUAAGAGUAUGUCCAGUGACAUUAUAUGGUCCAAGCUGUCAGAUCGACACAUAUGCACUUUUAGAUGACGGUUCAACCAUAUCUCUACUAGAUUCAACUACAGCCAAUAAAUUAGGCGUCAGUGGUAGCAUUGAACCCCUUACCACUUGUUGGUCAAAUGCAACUAAACAUUUUGACCCAACGUCCAGACGAGUUGAACUUAAAAUAAAAGGGCUCUAUGAAGACGAAGUUUUCACAUUGACUAAUGUAAGAACUCAAUUUCCCUUAGAUUUACCCCAACAGUCGAUCGAUUCAGUAAAGCUUCGUGAGACAUGGUCUCAUUUAAAUUCAAUCGACCAACCUCUACCAACAUCUCAUGCCAAACCUACCAUCUUGAUUGGUCAAGAUAAUUGCAACCUAAUAUUGACAAGGAAAGUUGUGGAAGGACCUCCUAACUCGCCAGUUUUAUCCUGGAGUUACUUAGGCUGGUCGUUGCAUGGAAAAUGUCCAGGAUACAGUGGAGGACGUAUCGAUGACAACUUUGCUCUGACAUGUUUUAAAUAUGAUAAAUUGUACAAAACAGCAGAGGAAUCAUUUGAGAUUGACAACUACGGUGCAGAAAACAUCUCCCAAGAGGAAAGGACUCAAAACAAAGAUAUGAAAAUCAAAAAAGCACAUUUAAACAGGGAUCCAAUAAAAGAAAAAGCGUUAGAGAAGGAAUGCCAACCCCUGGAGGCUAAGAAUAUGAUUCAAGACUCUGAGAAACAUUCUGACAUUCUCACCAGUGUCCAGACAGUCCGAGUGGUUGGAGAGAAAACGGAAGAGCCUGAUAAAGAAAAUGAGAUAGGUCUAGUUGACGAUGAGCUGAUAGAAAAUUCCAAAGUACUUGAAGUCUUGAAGGAAGCCAUGCUGGAAUCCAGUGUCAAAAUCAAGAAAAAGAUCUUUGCGGUAACUGGCAAAAGGAAGAAUGUGAAAACAGAAGACAAAAAACUUAAAGCCAAACCUCUAUGGGAAAUGAAGAAAACGGAGAACGAUUCAGAGUUGAAAAUUUGUGGUGGAUGUGAUGUGCAGUUUGACAAUACCUCCUUCUACAGACACAAGAAGAAACGUGUGUGCUGGAAGGAGCACAAGAAUAACGAUGACAAUCAAACAAACAAGUGUGCUCAGUGUGGCUGCAAGUUCCCAUGUCUGAUGGCCUUGUUUAAACACAACUGUAGUCGCUCACAGGAACCUACGAUGCCACAAUGGUGUCUUGAAGAGCAGAUGGCGGAGGUGCUAAGAGACAGCGUGGAGGACAAUUCCAACUUGUCACCUAUGAAAAUAUCCAGAGACGAGUCUGUGAGGAGAAUGUCACUAGUAGACGAUUCAGUCAGCCUAGUCAGUGACGAGAGCUUUGACAUCUCACAGUACCACAACAAGUCCAGCAGUGAUAACCAGAGGAAUAAGAAAUAUUCUGAAAUAUUCAAAGAAAUCAAACAUCAAAGAAGAAAACGUAUGCUCAAAGUGAAAAUCACUAAAGAACUGGUGAGUGCCAAAGUUAGGCUUCGCAAGCCUCGGCCAAAAAUUACUAUUGCUCCAAAGAAAAAACUAAUGAAAAGGAAAAAGAAACUAAUUUUUGAAUGGUUAGUUCUUGGGGGGGAGAGAAUGUAA